Molecule: messenger RNA, 6396 nt
Organism: Mauremys reevesii (Reeves's turtle)
Lineage: Eukaryota; Metazoa; Chordata; Testudines; Geoemydidae
Gene: ADAM22
Product: ADAM metallopeptidase domain 22
Exons: 32
Coding region: 278-3094 (938 amino acids)
Biological process (GO): proteolysis
Cellular component (GO): postsynaptic density membrane
Molecular function (GO): metalloendopeptidase activity
Source: RefSeq, a predicted model, not a curated record
UCUACUAGAGGGCUCUGAAUGUGGAUGAGGAGAGAUGGGAGGAGCAUGAAUUCAUUUAAGCUACAGCAAACCACCCAAUGCAGUAAAAGAUCCUGAAUGUUAACGGAAGCCAGUAAAACACAAUGCGGUACUGAGGGAGCAGCAGCAAUGCACGGCUGGACAUAGAACACACGGGACAGAGGGGGCGAAAGCACAAAUCUGCUCAAUAUUGGACCAUGCAGACCUGUCUCUGAUAAUUUCCAAGGCGGGUGGGUGGGGGGCACUGAAGGACACAGCCAUGCAGCCGGCUGCUUACCUGCUCUCCUUGAUGCUCUGUGCCUUGGGGACCUUCUCUCUGGUUCAUUCCAGGCAGGCAGGAGCCGCCUUGUUGACGGAGAUGGAGAGAAGGGCUGAAAACCGAUUUCUGGAGAGGCAGAAUAUCGUCCCCCUCCGCCUGAUCCCCCGCCCGGAAGACGGCACCCAGACUGGGCACGGGGUGCUCAACACUCGGGUCAGCAGCAGCUCGGAUCAGAAGCAGUCCACUCAUGUUGCCCGAGCCAGCUUCCAGGUUGAUGCAUUUGGGUCAUCAUUCAUUCUAGAUGUAAUGCUAAACCAUGAUCUGCUGUCUUCAGAAUACCUUGAGAGGCAUAUCGAGCAUGGAGGAAAGACAGUGGAAGUUAAAGGAGGAGAGCAUUGCUAUUACCAGGGCCAAAUCCGAGGAAACUCAGAAUCAUUUGUUGCCUUGUCAACAUGCCAUGGACUUCAUGGGAUGUUCUAUGAUGGGAAUCAUACUUAUCUUAUUGAACCAGAAGAAAACUACACUUCACACGAGGAUUUCCAUUUCCACUCUGUUUACAAAUCCAGGUUAUUUGAAUUUCCUUUGGAUGACCUGCCAUCUGAAUUCUGGCAAAUGAACACCACAUCACAGAAGUUUGUUGUAAAGCCAAGACACAAAAGGAGUAAAAGACAGGUUCAUCAGAUUUCACGUAAAGUUGAGGAGGAAACAAAAUACAUUGAGUUAAUGAUUGUGAAUGAUCAUCUAAUGUGUAAAAAACAUAGAUUAUCAGUCGGCCAUACGAACAGCUAUGCUAAAUCAGUGGUGAACAUGGCAGAUUUAAUAUAUAAAGAACAACUUAACACCAGGAUAGUAUUGGUUGCCAUGGAAACCUGGGCUACUGAUAACAAGUUCACCAUAUCUGAAAACCCAUUGGUGACUCUACGUGAGUUUAUGAAAUAUAGGAGAGAUUUUAUCAGAGAGAAAAGUGAUGCAGUUCACCUUUUUUCGGGGAGUCAAUUUCAGAGCAGUCGGAGUGGUGCAGCCUACAUUGGUGGAAUUUGUUCACUAUUGAAAGGUGGAGGUGUGAAUGAAUUUGGAAAGCCAGACUUACUUGCAGUGACAUUGGCGCAGUCGUUAGGCCACAAUCUUGGCAUUUUCUCAGAUAAAAGAAAACUACUAACUGGUGAGUGUAAGUGUGAGGACACAUGGUCUGGAUGUAUAAUGGGAGACACGGGUUAUUAUCUUCCAAGCAAGUUCUCCAAGUGUGACAUUGAGGAGUAUCAUGAAUUUUUGAACAACGGAGGUGGCGCCUGCCUCUUCAACAAACCAUCCAAGCUUCUAGAUCCUCCAGAAUGCGGCAAUGGUUUUGUUGAAGAUGGAGAAGAGUGUGACUGUGGUACUACUGCAGAGUGUGCCAUUGAAGGAGGAGAUUGCUGUCAUACAUGCACCCUAACUGCAGGCUCACAGUGCAGCAAUGGGCUUUGCUGUAGAAAGUGUAAAUUUGAAUCUAAAGGAGUUGUGUGCCGAGAUGCGGUAAAUGAUUGUGAUAUUGCAGAAAACUGCUCAGGAAACUCCAGCCAGUGUUCUCCCAAUAUUCACAAAAUGGAUGGGUAUUCGUGUGAUAACAAACAGGGUAUUUGUUUUGGAGGAAGAUGCAAAACCAGGGAUCGGCAGUGUAAAUACAUCUGGGGUGAAAAAGUGACAGCUGCUGACAGAUACUGCUAUGAGAAACUGAAUAUUGAAGGGACUGAGAAAGGUAACUGUGGAAGGGGCAAGGACACUUGGAUACAGUGCAACAAACAGGAUGUGCUUUGUGGAUAUCUUCUGUGUUCCAACAUCUCUAAUGUCCCAAGACUUGGAGAACUUGAUGGUGAAAUCACAUCUUCAGUCAUACAGCUGGGGAAAUCCUACAACUGCAGUGGUGGCCAUGUUAAGCUAGAUGAAGAGACAGACCUGGGCUAUGUUGAGGAUGGAACGCCAUGUGGCCCAGAGAUGAUAUGUUUUGAGCGCAGAUGUCUCCCCACUGAUUCCUUUAACUUCAGCAUCUGCCCAGGCACUACAGAUGACAAAAUUUGUUCAGGACAUGGAGUUUGCAGCAAUGAAAUCAAGUGUGUGUGUGAUCGAUUCUGGGUAGGAGAUGACUGCAACACCGCUUACAAAGAUGCUUCAAUUUUUGAUGAAGAAAUGGUAGGCAAAGGUGUUGUUAGUACAAAUAUAAUAAUAGGGGCUAUUGCUGGCACCAUUUUAGUGUUGGCUCUCGUUUUAGGAAUAACUGGAUGGGGUUACAAAAACUAUCGGAGACAGAGACAAAUACCACAGGGAGAUUAUGUAAAAAAGCCUGGAGAGGCCGACUCUUUUUAUAGCGACAUGCCUCCUGGAGUCAGCACAAAUUCUGCAUCUAGUUCUAAGAAGAGGUCAAAUGGAUUAUCUCAUUCAUGGAGUGAAAGGAUCCCAGACACAAAGCAUAUUUCAGACAUCUGUGAAAAUGGGAGACCUAGAAGUAACUCCUGGCAAGGUAAUAUAGGAGGAAACAGAAAGAAAAUCAGAGGCAAAAAAUAUAGGCCACGGUCUAAUUCAACUGACAGGGUAACCCAUGUAUCUGAGCCCGGGCUCUCUCUCGCCCACCAAAUCCCGACCCAAGGCAUAAGCCAAGGGGGUUCUCACCACCCCCAUACAGGGAAUCGGGAUCACAGGACUCUGUCUCCUGCAAAGUCUCCAUCUUCCUCUACUGGAUCUAUUGCCUCCAGCAGAAAAUACCCAUACCCGAUGCCUCCACUUCCUGAUGAGGAGAAGAAAGCUAACAGACCAAGUGCCAGGCUAUGGGAGACUUCCAUUUAGUUCUACAGUUUACCUGGGUGACAUCAGAACUGUUUACUUCAAAUUUUAUAGAAACUCAGCAUCACUGAGUCAUUGCACAUUCAUCUGCUCUUCAGACAAUUUGAAAGAACAACAGAGAUGCCAGUGAUCACAGAAAGAACCUGCUCUCAUACCCAAGGGGGAAAAAACAACAUGUUUUACUGUUGAUUAGAAUUCUAUUAAAUCUGUAAAGAAUAACCAAAAGUCACAAAAAUUAAGAUGGGAUAAAUAGAUUGAAUAUGAUAAGAUUAUUCUGCAUGAUGACCAAUAUAUGUAGAAAUACAACUAAAACUCAUGUACAAAUCCCGAAUAAAAGAGGUUUUUCUUUGGUUUAUGCAGUCCCAAAUAACAACAAAAUUGAGUUCAGAAUUUUGUAUUCUGAAGCACAUGACCAAUGUAAACAUUAUGCUAUGUGCAUGAACCCUCGGUUCUUUACUUUCCACAAGUAAGGGGGAAACCACGUACUGUAGUAGAAAUUAGCAUGCAGGAGUAAGAAAUGUAGAAUUUUGCUACAGGAUCUUAAGUUUUGAGAGGCAUAAACUUCAAACAAACAAAAACUAUAUCUUUUUUACCUUUCAUGUUUAUAAUCUCCAUAUACAAAUUGUAUAUAUGUAAACAUUUUAAAAUGUGAAAACAGCUGUAACACACAUGUAUUUUGCCAAAUGCCUAAAGAAUCAAUCAUGACUAACAUCAUCACACUUCAAGUGUUCUGAAUAUUAUGAGCAGACAGCUUUGGAAAUACAGCAGUUCUAGUACUGUAAAUGUGUUUCUCAGCAGACUGGUGUUUGACCAAAAUCUCCACAAUCUGGGAAUAUAUUUGUUAUAAUCACCAGAAAAAUCAAAGUUCUAUAAUGCUUUGUCUUAAAUCACCACCUAAGGAACCAGCAAAAAUAAGUUGUCUGAUAGUGGUGAUGUGUGUUUGUCUCUUCUCUCACACUGGUGUAAAUCAGGAGCAACCCCACUGAAAUCAGAGCUGGAGUCUUUAACUAAUAGUGAACAUACAGUUACUGGAAAUUGAGGAGUAAUUUAAGGUCGUCAGUUAAGGGGGUGGAAGUGGGGUCUCAAUGGCAGAUUUGGGAUAUGCGUGUGUAAAGCACUUCAGACCCAAUGCUGGAGCAACCUGGCAGAGUAUACAGGUUGUGAUGGGCAUGAUGCUAUCAUAGUGCUAUACAAAAACUGAAAGCUGGGCAACUGGCCGAUUCCCCCUCCCUUCCCCCCGCUUUUUUUUUUUUUACUGCUAUUACUUGUACCAUGUAUUAGCAUACUGAGGGUCCAUCCACACUGCUGCUGGGAGAAAGUCUCACAGCACGGGUAGAGGGACUCACGCUAGCAAGGCUUGAGCUCGUGUGCUAAAAAUAGCUAUGUGGACUUUGCAGCUCCGGCGGAGACUCAGGCUAGCCAUUUGAGCUGAAGCCUAGAGAUUGGGUGGUCUUGAGCUCGGUUGGCUCCGGAGUCUCUGCCAGAGCCACAAUGUCCACACAGCUAUUUUUAGAGUGCUAACUCAAGCCCCAGUCUGUCUAUCCUGGCUGGGUGGCUCACUGCCACCUGCAGUGUAGACACACCCCACAUGCAGCAGCAGAGGUCUCCUUUGCAGGUAGCAUGGGCCUUGAGCAGAAUACAAGUGGAUCCAGACCAAUGAAAUUGAGGAUGCAAAAACAAACUCAUUACAAAGGAGACGUGGCAAGAUGGCAUUAACCUGACUGCUGGUCAACUGUAUGCUAUGUGCUAAAGGAUGUAGAGUAGAUAUAGUUACAACACCCAAAGGAUUCAAAAGGAUGCUGUAAAAUCCCUGGGCAUUUUCAAUUGUAAAUGUUCUUUAAAUAAUAAAAAUGGCAAUUAUAAUUCAGUUAAAACACCUCUCUUGUUAGUACCUCUCCAGAAGUGACAAACGUCCAGCAUCUGGUAAUUCCAUUGCAGAACAAAACAUCUCUUCUAAUAAGAAAUAUUAGAAUACAUGGCCCACAGUGAUAUAAUCAGUUAGAUGCUGACAGGAACAUAAUCUUCUACCUCUUUCACGUAAUUCCUUUAGUAAGUGAACCUACCACUUAUAGCCUUUUAAUGUAACCGGAGCUCAGUUUAUCAAAUUUCUCUCUGAUUAAAGCAAGUCACAUUUAGAGGAGUCUUGUGGCACCUUAAAGACCAACAGAUUUGUUUUGGCAUAAGCUAAAAAACACUUGAAGUGGGUUUUUUACGCAGGAAAGCUUAUGCCCAAAUAAAACUGUUAGUCUUUAAGGUGCCACCGAACUUCUCACUGUUUUUGUGGAUAUAGACUAACAUGGCUACCCCUCUGAUACUCCCUUAGUCAAAUUUAGGUUAGUUUUAAAUUAAGGCAUUUUUUGUCAGCAACUGUUAAGUAUGUAAGAUUUUAGAAGUAUGAUAUUUUAUUUAUAAGACUGUGCAGGUUUACAUCUACACAACACUGGCCUAGCAGAGGAACUUAUCCCCUUCGUGGCAAGAGAUUUUGGUAAGGAUUGUGAAUUAUGACAAAUAUGAAUGAGAACAGAGCGCGUGGGUAUGUUUGAAAAGCAUUGGCAUCUACAAUGGCUUUGGGCAAAGAUUCUGCACUUUAAUGCAGAUUAUAGAUUUGUCAAUACAGAAGUAUGCAAUUGAUUAGUUUUGGAACCGAUGUGAAGAAGUGCUCGCUGUAGCUCAAAAGCUUGUCUCUCUCACCAACAGAAGUUAGUCCAGUAAAAGAUAUUACCACACCCACCUUGUCUCUCUAAUUUUGCAAAGGUUUAGUCUGAACAUAGGCCAAAGACAACAGGACAGAGAACUGUUAACAAUGUACAUCUUAUGGAAGAGGCGUCUGAUCCAUAGCCCACUGAAGUCAGUGGGAGUCGUGUGGCUGUCAAGGGGCUUUGAAUCAGGCCCUUAAAUAUUUAUCCCAAAUAAGGAAAUUCUUAUGUAAAAAUGUCCAACUCGUUGUUUCACCACAAGGAAGAUAACUUCUCCAUGCAUUAGUUUUUUGUUCUUAGUAACUGAAAUGUUUAUCAUGUGCCUUUUCUGAUAUUUAGUUUGAAUACAAACUAGUGUGUAAUUUUGAAUAAUCUUGUUUAUAUUUUUCUAUAUAUUCAUUCAUUCCGCCCUUUCCAUUUUCCCAUUAAGACACAGCAGGAUUUGGUGGCCGAAAUUGAAUGUAACAUAGUGGCAGAUUAUAUAACAUUCAUAGUACACCUCUACCCCGAUAUAACGCUGUCCUCGGGAGCCAAAAAAUCUUACUGCGUUAUAGGUGAAACCGCGUUAUAUCGGACUUGCUUUGAUCCGCCGGAGUGCGCAGCUCCGCC